Molecule: messenger RNA, 765 nt
Organism: Haemonchus placei
Lineage: Eukaryota; Metazoa; Nematoda; Chromadorea; Rhabditida; Trichostrongylidae
Source: the annotation of a GenBank genome assembly
AUGGAUAAGCAACGCUCCAUGGGAGUUAGCAAAUUAUGUAGUAACGUUGGAUACAGAAUGGAUAUUGGACUACAGUCACCUGGUGCAGCACAGAGUGGAUACCUCGAGAUUGCUGUUGAUUUCGUAUUUCACGCACCUAUGAAACUACUGCUCCUGACUAUCGCCCUGGCUAUUUGCGUGCUAAGUGUUGACGGAUGGAAUAAGAACAAACCUUCGAGCAAGAUUGAUGAACCAACAAGCGAUGACGAUUCCGACGAUAACUGCCAUUGCCCAUGCCAUCAUCAUCACUAUCAUCACCCUAAAAUGCCAGCGUUCCUGAAGAAAGUAAGUUUUGAAGCACGAUGGGAGUAUUAUGGUAUUCUACGAAACCUUUUGAUGUCAAUGAAUGAGAAGCUGAAGCGAAUCCAUGAAUGGGCGAAGAAGCAAGGUCCCGAAAUUGAGAAAGGUGUAGACGAAUACUUCAAUAAAAUUGAAGAAUACUGGAAAGAUGUCAACAAAAAUACGACAAUGAUUCUCGAGAAACUACCAGAAGUCUAUCCAAAGGUAUACGAAAUAAUGUCCGACUUGGACCUUACACCUCGAGAAAUCUACAGCAAAAUUAAAGAUCUACAUAUGGACACGAUGACAGCCCAUUCAUUGUAUGCUCUUGUGAUGGCUGUCAUUCACACUGGUGGAGCAGAUUACCCUUACCAAACGGACACCGAAAUGUUUUUCGAAAAAAUCGCUACUCCGAAGAUUCGAAAUCUUUUCUACCGCUACACUUGA